AAUGCCGCAUUCAGGUUCUUGCGCAGCUGAGGCCAGAAGACUUCCCCUUAUGACAGGCGCAGUAUUCUGGCCAUCAUUGGUUCAGUUUGUUACAGUACAAGGAAAGAACCUAAAUGGAGCAUAUUUGAGUCAUGGCGAAGGUUUUUCAAAUUACUUGAAACCUCAUGAGGUGGCACCAUGGCACAUUUGAAAUACUGAACCGAAGACCGGAGCACCAAGGGCAUGAAACUGGCAUCUUAGAAACAGCCAAUCCUACAGUCAUCUCCAAGUGGCCAGGUCCACCCACAGUAGGGGGAGAGACGGCUAGAGGAAAAGAGACGCAGAAAGAUGAGCGGAUUGAAAGAGGGAAGAACGGACCCGGGUACCGUUCACCGUGAGAGGGUCACUCUGGUUGUGGACGGUAGCCAUUUUGUGGUGGACCCCGCCACCUUCACUGCACACCCCAACACCAUGCUAGGAAGAAUGUUUGGCCCAGCGCGACAGCACAACUUCACCAGGCCCAAUGGGAAGGGCGAGUAUGAACUGACAGAGGGCAUCAGUGCCAGCAUCUUUCAGGUCAUACUGAACUUUUAUCAGACGGGUGUUAUGAGGUGUCCCGAUGGCAUAUCAGUGUCGGAGCUGAGAGAGGCUUGCGAUUACCUCUGUAUCAACUUCAGUGCCGGCACAGUCAAGUGUCGCGACCUCAGUGCCCUGCUUCAUGAGCUGUCCAACGAUGGGGCACGGAGGCAGUUUGAGGGCUUCCUGGAGGAGCUGGUGGUGCCUGCCAUGGUGUCAUGUGCCCAGGGAGGGGAGAGGGAGUGCCACAUCGUGGUUUUGGCCGAUGAUGACAUUGUGGACUGGGAUGAGGAACACCCUCCACCCAUGGGAGAGGAGUAUUCCCAAAUUUUGUACAGCUCCAAACUCUACCGCUUCUUCAAGUACAUCGAGAACAGAGACGUUGCCAAAACCCUGCUGAAGGAGAGAGGUUUGAAGAACAUCCGGAUAGGCAUUGAGGGGUACCCAACCUAUAAGGAGAAAGUGAAGCGGCGCCCGGGAGGAAGGUCAGAGGUCAUCUACAACUAUGUGCAGCGGCCCUUCAUUCAGCUGUCUUGGGAGAAGGAGGAAGGGAAGAGCCGCCACGUGGACUUCCAGUGCGUCCGCAGCAAGAGCGUGCCCAACCUUGCGGUGCCAGGGGAGGAGGGCGGAGGUGGGGCGGCCUGGGGGGGCACCAUGCCCACCCCGCAGGUGGAUGAGCUGGACAGGCUCAACGGGCCAGCGCCCUCUCGACUCCCCCAACUCUCCCAGACUGCAACCAAUGAAAGCUGAGACUCUCGGACCACACCCCCACCUCAAAUCUGCUGCUACCCAUCUCAUCCCGAGGCUCUUGGACUAUUUCCUUCAAACCAGUGGAAGUUGUUAUUCCCUUGGAAGCAAGCAUAUUGGCAAGAGCACAGUGCUUGUCUUCAACAGGGUGCACAUUAAAAGUUAAGGUAUUGUUGGCCAUGUUGGAUAUAUUGCACCUCUGAUAACUGCAAGACUGUCCUCGCAUACAGAGGGCUAUGUUACUGUUCUAACUAGGCACUUCUAUUGUUUGGAAUGCGAAAUCGUCAUUUUGGUGGAUAGCUUUGAAUGUCAUAUGACUAUUUCAGAGAUAGCUUUUAUACACAUACAUGUGCAAUAUAUGCACAUUCUAUGACGUUAUGUGUCGUCUGUGAUGGUAUGCAUUUAAAAUACCUGCUGUUUUAGUCACUGUUGUAGGCAUGCAAAUGAGAUGUAGGCCUAUGAAUGAAGCCAAUUUGUUUUAUAUUCCAUUCCAAAUGACAUGUUCCCAUGGCAACAUGACCUUAUGAAUGUGUGCCACGUUCAACAUGUUGAUGCGUCUGCCAUGUUAUACUGUCUCCCUGAGCCUGUAGAUCCUAUAAUCAGUUGUAGGCUAGAUGAAUGUGUGCCUUGAGUAAUUAAAGAGCAUUAUACAUA
Salmo salar (Atlantic salmon) is the source of this 1956-nucleotide messenger RNA. Its product is annotated as BTB/POZ domain-containing protein KCTD20. Lineage: Eukaryota; Metazoa; Chordata; Actinopteri; Salmoniformes; Salmonidae. Gene Ontology annotation, molecular function: protein binding. Gene Ontology annotation, cellular component: cytoplasm. Gene Ontology annotation, biological process: positive regulation of phosphorylation. The record is from RefSeq and is a predicted model, not a curated record.